This is a messenger RNA of Drosophila montana, 1965 nucleotides long. RefSeq names its product acetylcholinesterase. NCBI's taxonomy places the organism in Eukaryota, Metazoa, Arthropoda, Insecta, Diptera, Drosophilidae. The transcript has 2 exons. Gene Ontology annotation, biological process: synaptic vesicle endocytosis; neuron cell-cell adhesion; presynaptic membrane assembly. Gene Ontology annotation, cellular component: synapse; postsynaptic membrane; cell surface. Gene Ontology annotation, molecular function: signaling receptor activity; neurexin family protein binding. The record is from RefSeq and is a predicted model, not a curated record. Bases 73 to 1896 code for a protein of 607 amino acids.
AUUGAUGUGUAAUCGCGUUGGAUAUUUUAAUUUAAACCAUCCAGGCAUGUGCAAACAAAACUAAAAUUCAAGAUGCGCUUGAAGAAUUUGUAUGUUUAUAUUUUGUUCUACGUCAAUUAUAAUUUCUUAUACAUGCGUGUAAAUAGCGUAGAUGCACCAUUUAUACAUAUACCCGGCAAUGGAAUUAUAGCUGGAACGUAUUUAAAAAUGUACCGAACACAAAAUAUAAAAGCCUAUUUGGGCAUCCGAUAUGCACACGCGGCAAGAUUCUCGCCGCCCGAUAUCGAAUUGCCGCCAUGGAAAGGAAUUUUCAACGCAACAACAUUUGCAUCCAGCUGUUGGCAACCAGCCCGACCAUCAAUUAAUGCGCAAUUAGAUAAAGUUUUGGAUAUUAUAUCAGGCAAAAAUAUUAACGAGCCUGCAAUAAGGAAAUAUGAGGAGAAUUGUUUACAUUUGAAUGUAUUUGUACCUGACGGACUACCCGAAGUUGAUGGAUAUGCCGUAGUUGUUUGGAUACACUCCGGAAAUUUUUCAAUGGGCAGCCCAUAUGACAUUGAGCCAUUUCAGCUCGUUUUUAAACAAAAAGUUAUAGUUGUAACGUUUUCAUAUCGACUAAAUAUUUUUGGGUUCUUUUCAACUGACGAUGGAGAGGCGCAAGGCAAUUUUGGACUGAUGGAUCAGUCGGCUGCAUUGUACUGGGUAAAGAAAAAUAUAAAUUAUUUUGGAGGUGACGAGAAUCGGAUCACAUUAAUGGGCCAUGACGCAGGAGCUGUCAGCACCGCCUUGCAUAUGACAUCCGGGGAAUGGUCAAAGGGAGCUUUCCACAAAGCUAUUAUAAUGUCCGGUAAUCCUUUAAUUUCUCUUCGAUUUCCGCAUGAAUUCAAUAAUGAUUUGGAUAAAAUAUCAAAUAUAUUCGGAUGUGCUCGAAGACCAACGUCAAUUUUUAUUCAAUGCCUUAAGAGAGUUGACGCUAAAAUCAUAUCUGAGAAUCUACCCUCAAUUCAAUGGGGUCCCAUUGUGGAUUCUGGAUUAAGUAAUACAUCAUACCCAUUUGUCGAAAACCAGCCGGAAGCGUUAUUUAGAAGUGGAACUUAUCAUAAAGUACCAGUGAUUGUUGGAAUAACUGACAUGGAGGAUGUUCUUACAAUUUUGAAGGAAUACAUUUCGGUAGAGUUAAGUCCAGAGGACCUUUCAAAUUUUUUAUCAGACAUCGCACUAAAUGAUAUUUAUAAACUAAGGGGUAGCAACCAAUUCUGCACAAACUUUCCUAUCAUUUCUGAUGCAAUAAGCUUUAUGUAUUCUGAUAAAAAUAAUGUUGAACAAAUGCCUAUUAAUACAAAUUUAAUCAAUGCUCAUACUGAAAAAUCAUAUAUAACUCCAUUAGAAAUGUUUGUAGACAUAGUAAGUAUGCAUCAAAAUGUUUAUAGUUAUAUAUUUAAGUUUCGGUCAAAAUCGAUUCGUCCUGAUCUACCAAGUUGGAUAGGAGUACCAAAAUAUUUUGACCAGAUAUUUGUCUGGGGUAUUCCAUACGUAAACAAUAUUAUAGAAUGGAAUUCAACCGAUAAAAAGAUGGCAGACAUUAUUAUGACAUUAUGGGCGAAUUUUGCUAAAACAUCGAAUCCUACUAAGUCGAACGUGUAUGUCAAAUGGAGCACAAUAGCGCCACCCAACUAUUCUUAUAUAAUAAUUGACGAACGCUUUAAUACAGGCUAUCUUGCAGAUAAUCAGAAAGUACAGUUUUGGAAAAGUUUGUAUCCCAAAAUUCUCAAUUUCGCUACAGAAUGCUGCAAUUCUACAAAUGCGGGAGUAACCAAAUUAAUCCCCUACACAGUGAACUUUGGUUUAUGUUUAUACAUAAAUAUGUGUAUAUAUAGUUUUUACAUGUACGUAUUUUGAAUAACAUUAACCAAACUGUCGAGUUGUUUACAAAUUGUUUUAAUAUUAAUAAAAAGUUUAAAAAAUGCA